This is a messenger RNA of Brassicogethes aeneus, 5065 nucleotides long. Lineage: Eukaryota; Metazoa; Arthropoda; Insecta; Coleoptera; Nitidulidae. The record is from the annotation of a GenBank genome assembly.
UACCAUUGUCUUCCAUUUGCUCUAACAAGUCUAUAAUACACUGCUGUUGUUUGGGAUAAUGCAUAAAUUCAGCCUGUAUUAUAUUUUGCGGUAUGAACUUUCCCUUGGGCAAUACAUCAAUUAGAGCCUUAUAAACCUUAAGGUCUUUCUGCACCCCAAAUUCCUCCAUAUUUUUUAACGCAGAGUAAAUAAAGUCAACAUGCCCUCGUCUGUAUAUAGCAUCACGAUUAACAAAUAUUUUAAUUGUUUCUAUAUAAGUGUCGCGGUUUUUAUUCUGUAAAUUCUCGAAUAAUCCUUUGGGUGCCACCUCUUUGGCUUCCUUUUUGCCGUUGCUUAAGCAAACUACGCUUGUAUUUAUGUGUUUUAUACAAUUUCUCACGCAUUUGGAGGAAUUUCUGUCUUUAUGUAAUAUCGUAAAGUAUGAUCUCCACAUUUUAUGAAACAUGUUGCCGUUUAAUUAAUCUACUUAUCUAAUAAUGCACUGUUAUUAUUAAUACAUUGUGAAUUUGUUUUUAAAUUUUAAAUAGUCUGAGGCCGCAUUGAGGUUAUGUCACUUUUUUGACAGACAAGUUGCCAACUGAUGAGAAAUGUUUUUGUUCUGAAAAAUUGACAGACAACUGUCAGUUGUUUUUCAUUACAUUUAAUUUGACGUUUUAUUAAUUUUAUUUUACUUUUUAUUUUGUUUAUUUAUUUAAAUUAUUAGAAAGAAAAAUCAUUUUUUAGUUUAUAAUUUUAAGAAAAAGCAUUUAAAUGUAUGUAUAGCAAUAGAAAAUACGGAAUAAGAGUAAAACAAUGAACAAUGACUAUAACUGGUAUCACGGAAAAUUAACCAGAGAUGAAGCUGAAAUUCUAUUAAAAAAUGAUGGAAGAACAAAUGGUUUAUUCUUAGUACGAUAUAGCUCAGCAGGUGAUUAUGCCCUUUCUGUGUUCAACAAAAAUGUAGUCCACCACUUCCAAAUUAGAAGACACGGCGACGAUGCCUUUUUCUCAAUAGCAGAAAACUGCCAAUACCAUGGCCUAGAAUCCCUGAUAGAACACUACUCGUCAAAAGACAGCGAUUUGCCAGACUCACUAGUAUUAACUGACUAUAUAAUAGGAGUGCCACCUCCUGCUGAUGCCAGACGACAUGGAAAAACCAACCUUCUGCAUAGAGCCACAACUCAAGGCAAUUACACUAUUGUAACAGAAUGUUUGAAUGCAGGCAGACAACAGAACCAAAGAGAUAAAGAUGGACAAACGGCCGUACACAUUGCCAGCAAAUUAGGAUUAAAUGAUAUUUUAAGAAAAUUAAUUGAAUUUGGAGCUAAUGUCAACCUAAGGGAUUCCUCAGGCCUAACUCCUUUACAUUAUGCUUGCCAAAACAACUUCCCAUCAACAAUAAGACUUUUAGUGAAUGCAAAUGCAAAUAUACAAGCGCGUAGUACAGAAAAUAGCUGCGUUCCCUUGCACGACGCAGCAAUAUGCGGACAUAAGGACGUUAUCAACGAAUUAUUGAGCUUAAAUGUCCCUGUGAGACCUAGAAAUAGCCAGCAAAAAACGCCGGCGGAUCUAGCGCGUGAAAACGGUCAUUUGGAAUGCGCAUUAAUGUUGGAAAAUUGCCAGCCACGUUUGCCAAAAUCCCUAAAAAAAGAUUGGUAUCAUGGUACUUUAAGCAGAAAGGAGGCUGAGGAUAUGAUAAGGAGUCAUUGCUAUGAGACAGGGACGUAUUUAGUUAGGUAUAGUGAUAGGAAUGCUAGUAAGGUGUUGACCUUACUUUGUGAUGGGAAUUUCUUUAAUUAUAUAAUUCAGAGUUGUCAAAAUAAUAAGCGAAAAUUUUUGUUUAUUGAUGAUGGACCCUUUUUGGAUUCCUUGGAGCAUAUAGUUGAUUAUUAUAGCUUUAUAUCAGACGGUUUGCCUACCAAAUUGGUAAAUCCUGUACCUCCAAAGCCAAAGCCCCCAGUACCAUUUGAUACAAUGCCAAGGCCGAAAAAAUCGAAAAAUCCCGGAAAGCCGUUAAACCCAGAGGCUGUUAAUUUAAAUAACAAUUGUUUUCCUAGUCAAAAACCUUUCAAAAACAAUUUUGCCAUUGGAAAUAACAAUAACAUUAGUCAUACUAACAACAACAACAACGAAAAUGAAGAUUACAUAAGCCUGGACAAACUAAAAAGAGGCAAUAUCAUAGGAGAAGGAGAAUUUGGAUCUGUGUACAAAGGUACUUACGUAAACCUAAAAGGGGAAGCAACAAGUGUCGCCAUUAAAACAUUACGAGAAGACCAAGUCAACCAAAACAACAUCAAAACGUUUUUGGUGGAAGUCCAGGUGAUGCAAAAACUGGACCAUGAAUGCAUAGUGCGUCUAAUUGGCAUUUGCAAAGGCCCCCCUCUACAGAUGGUGCAAGAGUACUUGGCUCUUGGUUCCAUACUACAAUACAUGGAUGCGAACAAGGAAAAAAUAAGGCCGAAUCACGAGUUCAAAAUGUGGGCGGCACAAAUUGCAAUCGGCAUGAAUUAUUUGGAGCAGCAGCGGUUUGUGCACAGAGAUUUAGCUGCAAGAAAUAUUCUACUAGCCACGCCGGAACAAGCUAAAAUUAGCGAUUUUGGACUCUCUAGAAUGGUCGGCAUGGAAGAUUUUUAUAGAGCGUCGACUGGCGGCAAAUGGCCUCUAAAAUGGUACGCGCCAGAGUCUUAUAAUUAUGCCCAAUUCUCCCAUAAAAGCGACGUUUGGAGUUUUGGUGUGACAAUUUGGGAGAUGUUCUCCUUCGGGGCUCAUCCAUGGGGUGACAUGAAAGGAGCCGAAGCAAUUAAACUGAUCGAUUCAGGGCAGAGACUGGAACAACCUAACGCGUGCCCAAAAAAUAUAUAUGACGUUAUGCUACAGUGUUGGGAUUUCGAUAUGAAUAGGCGGCCGACUUUUUCGGAGCUUGUAAAAAUUUUUCAAUCGGAACCCGAACAUGACUACAUGAAUAUAGUAUAAAAAUAACUUUUUUUAACUAACAUAGUUUGUCCUAUUUAAGAGGGGGGCGUUAAAAAAAUUAAAAUUUAGGUAUUUAGAGAACUAUAUUGCGUUUGUACCCUUGCGCAUUCUACUGCGCCUUGUAUUAAAAGACGAUUAAAUCGGCAGCCAUUUUUACCUUCUGAUCUAGGGAGUUUUAGAUUUUUAAGAUUUUAUUGGUUAUGUUGACAAUUGUAAAAAAUAAAUUACAAAAUUAACAAGCUAUUUUUUACAUAAAUGUGAUUAUAAUAGCUAUUUAUGUAUCAAGGCAGUAAAGUCGUGAGUGAUAAAAAAUGACUUUAAUGCCGAGGUGCAUAUUAAAUUUUAUCCAAAAUCGCGUUUAAUUUUACUAAUAAUUAAUAUUGAUGAUCAAAUCAAAUGUCAUUUAAAUGUAGGAAGUGUCUAAGUAUACUGUUUUUUGCGACGGUUAUUAUAUAUUUGCCCGCCGCGGCGAUUUUUAAUUUAAUUAAUAAAAUUAACUUAUUAUUUUUAUUAAAAACAACAUUUUAUGAAAGGGUCCAAUCGACCUCCGCAACGGUGCUUUUAAUUAAAUAUUAUUUAGUUGCUGCUGAGGAGCAGUAGACACAUCUUAAAAUGUAUAAUGGGUUGCAUACAAUACUCGUAUUAAAUCUGCAGUAAAUUCUACUUUACUGCCGAUUUCUUUUACUUUACUGCCGAUUUUGGAUAAACAUUUUUUCCAUAUUUUGAACAAAAUUUUAGUGGCAAAUAAUCCAAGAAAACCAUAAAGAAAGAUUGUAAAAAUUAAUUAAUCCACAGGGUAUUAAAAAAUGCAAUGUGUUGAAGUUAAAUGAAAAUAGUGGUUUUAAUAUAUGUAAUGGUUGAACUUGCGCAAUAUAUUUCUCUAAAUACAAUUAAUUCUUUUAAGUGGCCUUAAACGUUUUCCUCUUAAAUUGGCCAGACUAUAAUUUAGUAUAGAAUUAAUUUUAUGCCAUUUUACAAUCAAUUUUACAGUAUUUCUAAGAAAACGUUGCAAUAAUAUAUUCAUAUAUUUUAUUCAUUCCAUAUUUAUAUUAUAAACAAAAAUAUAUAUUUUAAAAAAAUUGAGUUUUUUAUGCAUAAUCUUUUCUCUCUUCACCCAUAACUCUCCUUAUUUGUUGUGGUGUCGAUAUGCCUGCAUCCCAAGCUGACUCCAAUAAACUUUCCUUGUCAAUGUUGGUUUCAUAAUUUAAAAUGUUACCAUUACUCCUGUACCUCUUUGAAGGCAUCAAAAAACUCCUCCUUUUUAUGGUCCUGCUGUGGGAAUGGGAGGACUCCAGCUCCACUUCCUCCCCCCAAUCCUUACUUCUUUUUUUACAUGAACAAGAGCAGUUUGCGCAGAUACAGCCCAAUGUUAAACCUGUCAAAAUUCCGUAGGCCAAAAUUGAGGCCAACACUAUGGGAGGAGAUAUUUUUACGACUCUCAAAAGGUAGGUUUCGUUUCUGGGGGUUAUAGAGUUAUUGCAAACUUCAAUAAUCUUAACAUCGCUGUUUUCAUCGAAUAUCCAAGAAUUUUUUUGAAUACUUGGAUCCAUUAUCAUUUUUUGAAAUUUUUGACCUGUUUUAAGUUGAUCAAUUUUCUUACAAGGAGUCUUGAAUAUCACAUCCCUAUUUUUUAAAUAGUCAAUUGUAGACAUAAACAUUUUAUUGCACUCUAUUCGAGUGUCAUCGAGGCUGAAAAACGUUAAUUUCUUCAAAUUAAACAAUAUUUGGUUCGGCAUUUUCAUAAGGUGAUUCCGGGACAAAUCCAAAUAUUCCAAAUUCGGAACACCAUCAAAUAAAUCGGGUUCGAUUGCAUCAAUCCCACAAUUAUUUAAAUCUAAAACCUAAGAAUACAUUAUUUAUUUAUUCAUAUAUUUAAAACUAUACCUUCAAAGAUUUCGACUCGAAUGGUGGCUCGUUUCCCAUCCUGUUCAAAUAGUUACCCGACAAAUAUAAUUCUUUUAGUUCCGACAUAUCUUUGAGCCAAAUUUUCAUAAUAACUCCUAUUCUAUUGUUGGAUAGGUCCAGUGUUUUCAAUUUCACCAAACCAUUAAAAGCGUCCAUAUGAAUAUUAUUCGCCAAUGCAUUAUUUGAUAUGUUCAAAAGUUUUAGGUUU